Messenger RNA from Anguilla anguilla (European eel), 1330 nucleotides. RefSeq names its product nudix (nucleoside diphosphate linked moiety X)-type motif 2 (gene nudt2). Gene Ontology annotation, biological process: ATP biosynthetic process; AMP biosynthetic process. The record is from RefSeq and is a predicted model, not a curated record. Gene Ontology annotation, molecular function: bis(5'-nucleosyl)-tetraphosphatase (asymmetrical) activity. The transcript is spliced from 3 exons. NCBI's taxonomy places the organism in Eukaryota, Metazoa, Chordata, Actinopteri, Anguilliformes, Anguillidae. The coding region runs from base 127 to 570 and encodes 147 amino acids.
GCUGAUCAUUCAGCCAAUCAUAGUACGCGGUGUCUGCUACCGGAAACGAUAGUCAUUUAAUCGGCACCGAUGUUUUACCAAGAACUGUUUUCAGCUCCCAUAGCUAGCUAACUGCUUUGAAAGGCGAUGGCUGUUCGAGCCUGUGGGCUCAUCGUGUUCCGGCGGCUGACCCAGACCGCUGCUGCAGACAGCAUCCAGUACCUUCUCCUGCAGACCUCUUACGGCGAGCACCAUUGGUCCCCACCCAAAGGCCACGUGGACCCCGGCGAGGACGACAUGGCAACGGCGCUGCGCGAGACGCAGGAGGAGGCGGGGCUGGGGGUGGGGCAGCUGCGCGUGGCGGAGGGCUUCGUGAGCGAGAUGCGUUACAAGGUGCGGGGCCGGCCCAAGGAGGUGGUCUACUGGCUGGCCGAGCUCGCGGACCCGGAAACCGCCGUGACCCUGUCGGACGAGCACCAGGACUACCGCUGGGCGGGGCUGGACGAGGCCUGCUCGCUGGCCGGCUACAGAGACCUGCAGGGGGCGCUACAGGACGCACACCGCUUCCUGCUGGCAGGGCAGAAACAGUGAACCUGCGUACCCCCUCCACCCACAAACAAACUGGACUAACAGUUCAGUGAAGAGAAAAACACAUUUAACACAUUAAAGAAGGGAUUCCAUAACUGGGCCUUGAGAUAAAUAUGACAAAAGUAACCUCCUGUGUGUGAUGCAGUACUGCUUUCCCCUUGUCAGUUACACCAGUAAGAUUGAACCCUGCAACCAUGACUGCACUUGCCACUGUGUACAUGCAGCUGUUUUGAAAUUGAAUUUUUAUUUUUCAAAUAUCUGAACACAAUGGGCUUUAUUUGAAUAAAGGGCGGACCACAGGAAGUGUGCUUGCACACUAAGAGGGUUGUGGGCUCACAGUUUGGGACCAGCUGGGUUAAUGAAUCCCACCAGGUGUGAGUGCAGAUAACUGAAUCACACUGAGCACAGCUGGAAUAUGUUCAGCCCACUUAAUUAAAAUCCAGCUCAUGAAUAUAAAAAUGGCCACAAUGUUCCGAGUAUUUUAGAUACCAGUAACUGCUUCCUUCCCCAAACUCAAACUGGCCGCAGCAGCCAUAGCAACUGUACUAGCUGAUUCACUGAGACGUACACAGAGAUCCAACACUUGUUAGUGCAGACAUGGACACUUAAAAAUACCCUGUAAUACCCUGUAAUAACCUGUAUCACCCUUACUUGUCAUGUUGGCAUCAACAGCCGCCCCCCGAUACCUUUUAUUCUCUGCCAUGUUUGUAAAUGCACACAUCAACAACGGUGUAAUUAAAGUCUAAUUGCUGUGACAGCUAAA